CGACAAUCUCUGCUACGUGACUGUUCACCCAGGCCGCAGGUAGAUGAACAAUCGCCCCACAACGACCACUCCGUCCACCGGUCAACUGACCCUGUGCUAGUUCUAUCAAUAUCCGAUUCUGCGGAGUGUGAGUUCCGUGGGGAGCAGGUUUGUGUCGUGUCCGCUGCGGUUGGGGGCCGGGUGGCCCUGCCCGUCGAUGCGGUCGCCAAGGAGCCCGACACGGACGGUGGGGUGGACGAAGACGGGUGGGUACAAUCCCUUGAUGAAAGCGAACGGGGCGUGCAGAGAGUCGUCUGGUACAAGUAUUACGAUGGUCUUUCGCCACAUUUUCACAGUUUCCGACAGCGACUCGACCGCCUCUCCGGGGAUCUCCUGCCGAACAUGCACCUCGAUGGCACGGGGCAGACGCUCACUCUCUCCCCGGUGCUGGCCGGUGAUAUGUUGGAAUCACUGUUUAUAGCGGAGGUUGGUCCAGUUAAAGAUGAUGAUAGUAACCACGAUUCGUACACUAUCGAUGACAUGGAGGUGUUCGAUCUAAACACGGAGAAAUUACAUCCGUCGAGCAGGAUGGUCUACUUUGCUCUUGAGACGAAAGCAAUAGAACUUGGGCCAUUUAUUCGGGGAGAUCCCCUUAAAAUUGACAUAAACGACUUCUUAGAAGUUCAUCACAAAGAAACGCACUAUCGUUGGGCGAUAGAGGGCGCCAUCCAAUCUGUUGUUCGUCUGAACACUCCGCUGGACCACGAGGUGGUCCCGAUUCUUACAAUAAAUGGCUUGGAUGACGAUCUGCUUGGAACAGUGAUUAUAGGAACGGUUUAUGGAAAGAGAGACGGGGUACCAGGCAGGGUUUCUAUCGGCUCACAGAGAUUUCUCAUUAAGAAAGAUACGAGUCGAUCCUGCCAGGGGCUGCCAACGAACAGAACCUGUACUUGUAACCCUGGGUACGAGCUAGCCGAUGUUGCAUGCAAAGAUGUAGAUGAAUGUCAGUUAGGCACCAGACGAUGUCUCCCUAACUCUACAUGCGUGAAUACCCCAGGAUCGUACCGCUGUGAUUGCCCAAUGGGUUACCACGGAGAUGGCAUCAGUGGCUGUCAAGAUACUGAUGAAUGCGUGACUUCCAUUGCUCUAUGUGACGAUAACGCAGUUUGUGUUAACACACUUGGAUCAUACCGGUGCAUUUGUCAUGAGGGAUUCAUUGGCGAUGGAUUUGAUUGCUUAGCUAUCAGCGAAUGGACGUCUUGGUCACUCUGGUCUUCUUGUUUAGGUUCAUGCGGGAGGUCAUCGCGCAUGCGCUAUCGUGACUGCUCCCACCCGGAGAGUGGAAUGAUUUGUGAAGGGCCGUCGGUAGACACCGAGCCAUGUGAGAGCAAGCCGUGUCCAGUGGACGGUGGAUGGGGUGAGUGGUCGCCGUGGUCUGUAUGCAGCAAGUCUUGUGGCGGUCACAGGGAGAAAGUCCGGGCAUGUGAUAACCCCUCACCUACCGAUGGGGGGUUGUUCUGCAUCGGGGAGAUGUACCAAAUCAACGGCUGCGAGUCACGCUCAGAAUGCCCAGUAUUCCCGCGAUUGCUGAAAGUCAACGGCGGAUGGUCCCAGUGGUCCGUUUGGUCGCUUUGCUCGACAUCGUGUGGCCCGGGUUUACAAAGUCGACGACGGCAUUGCGGUAGGGCGACCUCUCUCGAUGAUGUCCGUAACCCUUGUGAUGGUAACCCAACUGAGAUGCGGGAAUGUGACAGGGAUUUCCAGACGUGCUUUGAUGCUUUGAUGGGUGUGAAAUGGGGUGAAUGGGAACACUGGAGUACAUGUUCACAGUCUUGCGGGAUAGGGCGGCGUCUUCGAUCCCGUCAGUGUCUUACAAAGGGCCGCUCCCUCGGGCCUGGAUGCAGCGGGGCUAACCAGGAGCAACAACCGUGCCUUCGGAGUAAAUGUUGACAACGUCUCCAACAUUAUUAGUGUCUCCAACACAUAGAGAUGGCGGGAUGUUUUCAGCAAAGACAUGACUUUAUUUUCUCGACCAUCUCUACCUUUCGGGAGCCUCGAUAAUGUAACAAUGAUCUGUUUGGAGAAAGUGAAGAAGCACCCAACCUAAUCAUACUACGGCGUACCUAUAUGAUUUUUCGUCAAAUUGCGUAAUUUUUUGAAGAGAUAAAUCUUGAAAAAAGUAGAAUCCUAUACAAGUGAACAAAUUGUGCAGACUUUCCCCUCACAUCAAAGUUGAACUUAACAUGUUGUGAUGAUGAUUACGCACAUGUCAUUGUACAUGCCUGCCCUACUCCUGCCGAUAGGUGUCGCUCUAAUGAGACAUUUUAUUCGGUCUUCAACAUGUUUUUUCUUUCUUUCAGUGCAUCGUGGUCAUGCUCACCAGACACCGUGGGGAGUAGCGUGUUAUGAAAGUGUAUUUUUGCAAUUCACAUCGAGUUAGACAAUCAAGUGAUUUUCGUGUCCAAAUUAUAAGCAUUGUAAACAGUUGCAUACAACUUGUAGAAAUGUUCAAAACGUGUAAUACUUGUAUAAAUAAAUGACGUGUCAUAGACCUUAUCGCAAGUACUAUGUACGCGCGCUGUAGUGAAUGAGAUACAUGCUGGUCUAGCUAGUGAUCAAGUUUGAUCCCUAGCUAGACCAGCAUGCACCUCAUUCAUUAGUUAGCGCUUGCACAAUGGUAAUUUUUCGAAAAGGUCUGUGGUUGACCUCUAUUCUUCGUAGUAUGA
Molecule: messenger RNA, 2705 nt
Organism: Asterias rubens (European starfish)
Lineage: Eukaryota; Metazoa; Echinodermata; Asteroidea; Forcipulatida; Asteriidae
Product: A disintegrin and metalloproteinase with thrombospondin motifs adt-1-like
Exons: 11
Coding region: 382-1929 (515 amino acids)
Molecular function (GO): calcium ion binding
Source: RefSeq, a predicted model, not a curated record